Messenger RNA from Styela clava, 2284 nucleotides. RefSeq names its product proton-coupled folate transporter-like. Gene Ontology annotation, biological process: transmembrane transport. Gene Ontology annotation, molecular function: transmembrane transporter activity. Gene Ontology annotation, cellular component: plasma membrane. The record is from RefSeq and is a predicted model, not a curated record. NCBI's taxonomy places the organism in Eukaryota, Metazoa, Chordata, Ascidiacea, Stolidobranchia, Styelidae.
ACUGCAGUCGUGAAAAUAUUGUCUUGUUUCUGAUACAACAUAGUAGCUUUGUUCUGUGUCAAGAGAUAGUUUUUGCUUCACUACCUCGAUUACUCGAAGACAAAGCGUAAGAUAAACUAUAUAUAUAUGAGAAAAAGUACGCGACGGGAAUGACUUCAAGAGUUAAAUUUUCACCUAUCACGUAAAGUAUUCUUCGAAAUUCUCUAAGCUUGACCGCGUGCAAUGAAAUCUCUUCUUGUUGGACCCGAUCAGUCACAAAUUGUGCGACUGAUCUUAUUAUAUGACAAAAUGUUUUAUUAAAACUUUAUUCAGUUAACUUAUUAUGCAAUACUCUCAUAAUGAUUCCUUGAAAAAUAUCAGUAGAUGAAAUGUGGAGAUUUUACCUUGUAGACCUGAUAUUGUUUCUUGCUGCAGCAUCUGCUUUCCUGUUAAUGCCAUUAAGAAAUGAAUUUAUAUACAAGAGGGUUGCUGAAAAACAUCAUUACAAUGAAUCCGGUCAAUCAUAUUGUGGGCCAAAUGGCACCAAUCAGACUAAUGAAGACACUGUAUUAGCAGAUGAAGUAUCAAGGUCGACGAUGUUUAUCAACCUUUCUAUUUUUGUGCCUGCUAUGUUAGCGGGAGCUCUUCUUACAUCCUGGGGCGAUAGAGUUGGACGAAAAAUUACUCUUGCAAUUCCACUUGCUGGUAUGACAGUGAGCAGCAUCAUCCAAGCAUUAAUCAUCUAUUUCCACUGGCCUCUGGAGGCUAUGUAUGCGUAUGGUGCAGUGGCAGGAGGUACAGGAUAUUUUAUGACGGUGCUGAUUCAAGGGACGGCCUAUCUUGGCGAUGUAACAGAACUUGAAGGCAGAGGAAAGCGAUUCACAAUACUUGAAACUUUCAUUGGAAUCGGUGGAGGCGUGGCUGGUUUGGGAGGCGGCUAUUGGAUAAAAGCACAAGGAUUUUUACCGUCUGUAUGGUGUACAGUGGCAUUAACAUUUAUCGCCUUACUCAUUGUUCCAUUUCUUCCGAAUUCAUUGGAAUAUGGGAUUAGGAAUAAAAGGGUUUUAGCAAAGCUGAAGAAUGACAAAAAAGCUGGUACUUCAGUUCCAUCGUCGUCUUCAUCUAUAAACAGUGAUAAAGGAGAAAGUCCUUACAUGGAAGUUACUCAUGACAGUGAUAAUGACAAUGAAAAAUCUCCGCUGUUGUCGACUGGGAAACGUUCUAAACAAGGAAAAAAGAAAUAUACCUUUUUUGAUUUAUGGAGAGCUGUAUGGAAAGUGUACUCGACAGAAUAUAUGACGUGUGACGAAUGUUUUGGGCCAAAUCCCGAUAUUAAACAAUUAAAAGCAGAAAUGAAAAAUACAAAAUGUGAACACGCCGGAGGUAUUAUGCCUGGAAGAGUGUGGAGACUAUGGUUGUACAUCAUAUCAUAUUGCACGUAUAUGUUUUUGAACGUUGGAAUCAUAGUGUUUCAAACAAUAUUUUUCCUUUCGUAUCCUCUUUGUUUCACUCCUGUUUUGGUCGGAGCGCAAUUAUCCACAAAAUUUAUAUCUGUCGUUGCGGGUCCCAUUCUCGUCUAUUUAUUUCAGAAGUGUGGAAUCGGAAAUCAAGCGAUAAUCGUUAUCAGUUUGGUAGGAUAUUUUGGAUUUCCAUUCUUGAUGAUAUUUGCCAAAAGUGCGUGGCUUGUUUUUGUGGCAACGAGUAUGAUGACGAUAGGUUGCAUCCCAAAGCCUUUUAUUCAAGCUCAAGUAUCAUCUCUUGCUUCUGAAUCUGAGCAAGGAGCAGCGUUUGCUAUGUUGUCGUCUAGCGAGGUACUCAGCUUUCUUCUUGCAACGGUUUGCUACUUAACGAUCUACCCAGCAACGCAAUAUAUAUCACACUGGUUUUCAUGGAUGUUUUCAGCAGGAAUUGCUCUCAUUCCCCUCUUCCUAAUGGGAAUUGUUUGGAUAAUAGACAAGAAAGAGGGAAGAACGGGAAGGAUUGAAUAUGAACAGAUUGCAGAAGAAGAUUGGGAUGAGCCGCCGCCGUAUUAACGUCCCUUAGUGUAUAAAAGUUACUGCAAUCGAAUGAAAAUUCUUAUAUAUAUAUAUACCUAAUAUCUAUGCAUAAAGAUAGUACUUGCCUACAUUAUAUAUUCCGUGGUUAAAGAAACUGGCUCAGUUAUUGUACCGCGUUUAGAGGUGGAUUAUGAACUUACUAAGUCCCUUCCAUGGCAUAAUACGCUAUUUCAAAAAGAUAGUAAGUAACAUUUACAAGUUUUUUUGAAGUAAAUGAAAGUUUUUGAAGAAACCGUAGAAAAAAGUUA